GGCGCGCGAACCGCGAUCAUGACGGUGGAUGCCCACGCGGAAUGAUGGCAUCUUCUUCGCGACAGGGACUCACCUCCGCUCUCCGGGGCGCCUCUAAGGCCCUCAAUUGCGGGCAACGGCAAUCGCUCGAGCAACAAUUCCGGUCCCUGCGGCUAGGCUCAUCGAUCGUCUCGGGAAGAAGGCACUUGUCGACCGAGUCGGGUGCCGGCGAGCAGCAGGGGCUCACUAUCACCGCCGCCAGCGAGAUUCGGAUCAAAGACCUGGCCAAGAAGUACAAAAUCGCUCAACAUGCCCGCGCAGUGCCCGUGUCGCCAUCCUACUUCUCACGCACACCCACAUUCAACGACCGCUACCUCACUCUUGAAAAGCUGGCCAAGGCAUAUGCCAACCUUCCUGUGGUUCCGGCCGCCGAUGCCGAGCGCGUUGCAUGGAAGACGCUGGCAGAUCUGAGGCAGUCGUUCGGCGAGCCGGUCAAGGCGACCGAAUACGUCAAGUGUCUCGCCAUCGUCAAGAGGCUACAUCAGAUUCACCCCGACCUCAAACCAGAAGCGGUAACGGCCGCUCUCCAGGACUUCAAGCGCGACGUGCAGGGCUUUCACAACGUGCCCACCCCCAUACCCAUCGACAGAUUCGGGCGAGCCCUUGGUGUCGGCAAGAGAAAGUCCUCGACCGCCAGGGCGUUUGUGGUCGAAGGGAACGGGCAGAUUUUAGUCAACGGCAAGACGCUAGCAGAAUAUUUUGGUCGGGUUCACGACCGGGAGAGCGCCGUCUGGGCGCUGUAUGCGGCGGACCGGAUCGACAAGUACAACGUGUGGGCGCGGGUUGAAGGAGGCGGCACCACAGGACAGGCAGAAGCGCUCACACUGGCCAUUGCGAAAGCCCUGCUGGCUCACGAGCCCGCCCUGAAGCCCGCAUUGAGGAGAGCCGGCUGUGUCACCCGCGACCCGAGAAGAGUGGAGAGGAAGAAGCAUGGCCGUGUCAAGGCAAGGAAGCGUCCUACAUGGGUCAAGAGAUGAUUGUUGGUUGGAUGUGCCAUUGUGCGCUUUGGUUUGGCAUGGACAAGCGGAGCCUUCUCUCGGCAAUGAGGCUCGCGUCUAUGUCGGUCCCCUGGAAGCGAUUUUCUGUAACAAUCUGUACCACGGUUGACUGUACAAUACUACAAGGCAUGGAGCUUUCCAGAUCGGCGUCUGCGGCUGAGCUGUGCCG
This is a messenger RNA of Thermothelomyces thermophilus ATCC 42464, 1206 nucleotides long. RefSeq lists its product as uncharacterized. Gene Ontology annotation, biological process: translation. The transcript has 2 exons. Lineage: Eukaryota; Fungi; Ascomycota; Sordariomycetes; Sordariales; Chaetomiaceae. The record is from RefSeq and is a predicted model, not a curated record. Gene Ontology annotation, cellular component: ribosome; mitochondrial small ribosomal subunit. Gene Ontology annotation, molecular function: RNA binding; structural constituent of ribosome. Bases 42 to 1016 code for a protein of 324 amino acids.